AUCACCUCAGCCCAAAGAAACGAACACAUCUGAUGCUACUACCGAUGAUGCCAUCGAGCCGCCUUUUGGCAAGGAGGUGGAGGAUGUGUAGGAAUGAGAAGUCUACGAACACAUACAGGUGAUGUGGUGGUAGCAACUCUGACCGGUGAAGAUGUUGCCCAUGGUAAAACCUGAUUCUGAUCAGAAGAGUGAGGAUGAGUAUUGGCUUAUUUGGAGCAAUGGAUAUAUAAUGCCAAUCAGAAGUGUAUCAAGUCAUCAUUGCAUCUUCUGUCUUUGGAGAAACAACUUUAUCUCAAAUCCCUCCUGCUAUCACAAUGAAACAAUUUAUCGUCCUUACAGCCUUGGCCAUGGCCUUGAUGCCCAAUGCCCAGUUCCCAUAUGUCAGGGAUUCCACAUCCUACGCCAACGUUGUGGGCAACACCAGAUCGGCCGCCACCUUGGUCGAGCUCAAACCCAUUGCCAUUGUCCGCUCCACCUUCAACGGUCCCACUGGCGAGAAUCCGGACUUUGACUUCUCCUACGAGACUGAGAAUGGUAUUAAGCAGGAAGCCACUGGGACAAUGAAAGACAUUGGCGGCACCGAGGUGAUGGUCAUGCGGGGUAGCUACAGCUACAUUGACGAGAACGGAGAAGACGUGCUCGUCUCUUGGGAGGCCGAUGAAAUGGGCUUCCGAGCCGAGUCUGAAUCCCUGCCCAUUGCCCCCGAGAUUCCCUUCCCCGAUCAAGCAGAAGCCGUUGCGGCUCAGAUCCGAUUUGCUCAGGAGGAAAGGGCCCGCAGUGCCAACAGUGGUUCAUCGGCCUCUGACAUUAGUUACGCCCACUCCAACUCACAAGGGCCUCAAAUCCCUACCGUUCGAGCCUCAUCCAACACUGGAGCUGGCCGUGCCCCUGUUGCCGUCCGCGCUCAGGCUUUUAAUCAAAACACAGAAGCCGGUCCGCCCGGACCUAAGGUCUUUGCCGCUCGUGCCUCCAAUGGCUACGGAGCUAUCGGUGCUCCGGCGCCAAUUGUUGCUUCAGCCCGUGCUCAACCUCCCCUACCUACUUACGGUGUCCCUACCCGUGGCAUUGCCUUGGCCGAAGUGGCAGCCGAGCCUUUGCAUUCUUUCACGGAGAGCAACAACGCACGUGUGACUUCUGUUCAAGGCAAAUCUCGCGAACAGCCUUCUUACGUGCGAUUCCUCUUGGAAUAGGGGGGGAUUAGGGAUUUGGGCGGAGAGAUUCAUGCUGCCCUUAUUUAUCAUUAUUCCAUUUUUGAUCAU
Messenger RNA from Tigriopus californicus, 1259 nucleotides. Its product is annotated as pupal cuticle protein 36-like. The coding region runs from base 315 to 1190 and encodes 291 amino acids. The record is from RefSeq and is a predicted model, not a curated record. NCBI's taxonomy places the organism in Eukaryota, Metazoa, Arthropoda, Copepoda, Harpacticoida, Harpacticidae. Gene Ontology annotation, cellular component: chitin-based extracellular matrix. Gene Ontology annotation, molecular function: structural constituent of chitin-based larval cuticle. The transcript is spliced from 2 exons.